Drosophila suzukii is the source of this 1453-nucleotide messenger RNA. NCBI's taxonomy places the organism in Eukaryota, Metazoa, Arthropoda, Insecta, Diptera, Drosophilidae. The record is from RefSeq and is a predicted model, not a curated record.
UUAUCACACAGCUCGUUCAACGUUUCGGUCGACACAUUCUCGAGUCAAACUGAGGCACCUAUUCGUAAAUCCAGAACAAAUUCAAAUUGUAAAUUGUAUCCUGUAACAUUUUAAUAAGUUUUGCGUUCUCUUUCGAUGAAAUUCCGUUGAAAACCGUCAAUAAACUGAAGCCCGGGGCCAAGCCAGCAAGAAGGAGUCAUCAACUUGCUUAGAAAGCACAAAACAGAAGUAAAGCAGUGGUUCUGAUCUUGCUUACAAAGUAAACUAGCAGAAAAGCAUAGGUCCUCAUCUUGCUCACAAAGCAUAAAAGUAGCAUUUAAGCAGUUCAGCUACCAGACAAAUGAAACAAAGCGUUUUGGCUAACAAGCAAGAAAAGACAAAGCAAUAAGCAGUGGUUUGUAAAGCAAGCAGUGUGCCCAAAGAGCAAGUUUAUCAUAUAUGAGAAAGUAGGUUCCUAACUUUAAUGAAAUCUUAAUAUAAAGGAAGUUGGAACUUUGGAAACCAUUCAGCAAAUCUCAGUAAGCAUUUGAGCUGAAAAGCAAGAGAGCACAAAGCAAGAUCAAGCAAUUAUAAGUAAUUUGCAAAGCAAGCAGUUUAUCAUCUCUGAAAUACUAAGUUCCUAACUCUAACAGAAUCUUGGUAUAAAGAAAGUUGAAAAUUUUAGUUAGUUCUAUAAAGUAGUAACACUAUCAAGAUGUCGGACAACUCGGCUGUGAGCACCGUGCUCAACGUUCUGCUCUGCGGAGCCACCGGCUUUGGAUUCUACAAGAUUGGGCCCAGCGAGCAUCCGUAUGCCUUCACCGCCUGUGUGUUUGGAUUUUGCCAUGGACUCUUCGGCCUGGUGAGCAGCCUGACUGGGGAUGAGAAUGCCAAGAAGGUCACGGACACGACCACCUCGAUCAUGGAGAUCUUACCGCUGCCGCUGGUCAAUGUGGAUCUCUAUUUGGCUGCCGAGAGCAACAACAUUGCCCUGGGCCAUGGACUAUUUAUAGUGCCCCUGGCCGUAAGUGUGAUUCUCAGUCUCUUCAAGGGCGAAAGCGGCGAUGAAGGCGAGGGUAGUGCCCUGGACACCCUGAAGACCCUCACCAUUUUGGGUAACAUCACUUCGCUACUAUACCUAUCGAUCAACGAGAGCAGCUGGAAUCUGGCCGGCAUGGCCUUCCUGGCCUUCAUGGCCAAGUUCGGGGCCAAAUUCUUUGAGGAGCAGAUCAGCGAGGGCAGCGGCGAGCCGGUGACCUAUUUGAGUUGGUCGGGCUUCUACGUCCUCACCGCCUUGGCCACCACGGGCGAAAAGUAGAUCCUCAGAUCACAGGAUAUACCCUUUUUUCGAAACUUACCUAGCAAUUUCCGGACCCCAAUCCAUUCGACCUUGGACGAGCAAAGUGAUGAAUAAAUUAUUGGCCCAAUGAUGCGGCGACUUCUUAAUUCUUAACUUUUUGGCUUCCAUUAUCAA